Octopus bimaculoides (California two-spot octopus) is the source of this 168-nucleotide messenger RNA. RefSeq lists its product as uncharacterized. Lineage: Eukaryota; Metazoa; Mollusca; Cephalopoda; Octopoda; Octopodidae. The record is from RefSeq and is a predicted model, not a curated record.
AUGUCGGCGAAAGACAGAGACAGAGUAAGCGAAAGAGAGCGAAAGAGAGAGAAAAAAGAAAAAGAGGACAAGAAAAAGUGUAAAAGAGAUAGAUACGAUGAGGAAGAGAGUGAGAAAAAAAGGAAGAGACGAAAAGUGAGAAGGAGAAAGUGGAAGAAAGGGAGAUAG